AAUGAUACCAGAACAUCAGUAGUUUAUAUGUCUAUAGUCUCUGUUGAUGAAAUAUUUGCUGAUGACCCUGUUGGAGAUACGCAUACUUGUCUGGAUCAAAAAUUGUGUUUUGUGGAAACAGCUUAAUAUAAAUUACACUCCAUGGUUUCUGCCCUCUUAAAGAGCCUGAUCUCAUCUUACAUAUAUAAGAUUUGCAAAGGAAUGUUUACAAAGAAAUCGGGAAAUAGUACAAAAAGGAAAGAGAGUUGUCAGAGCAAAAAGGAACAAGACUUAACUCAGAUUGGACAAACAAAGAAUCCAAGAUUUUCAAAUACUUUAAAAAGCACUGUUAAAAAGAUUGCCAAGUGUCCAUCUGCUCGCAACUUAUCAACUGAAGAAGAGGAAAGUAAUAGAGAAUUUUCACUUUCUCCAACAUUCAGUUACAGAGUUGCUAUUGCCAAUGGACUGCAAAAGCAUAUUUUUGUAACAAACAAUAAUAAUGAAGAUAUAGUUCAAGAUCUGUCUUCAAAUGAUAGCUCAUAUUCUGAAUCGUUAAGUGAAGUAAAAAGUAGUAGCAAGAAAAACGAAUUCUUAUCACACACAAUGCCUGUGAGACGCAACAGAAAAAGCUUAAGCAGCCUUGCACCAUCUGAUGGAAGUUCUGAUGGAGAACGCACUUUACACACACUGAAGCUGGGAGCUUUACGAAAACUAAGGAAAUGGAAGAAGAGCCAAGAAUGUGUCUCAUCAGACUCCGAACUAAGUACAUGGAAGAAAACAUGGGGUUUAAGAAGUAAAUCUCUAGACAGAACUGGCCGUCACCAGAAAUCAAAUACUCUUGAACCUGGCUUUAGUUCAACAGGUUGUAUUAGUCAAACCCAUGAUGUUAUGGAAAUGAUCUUUAAAGAGCUUCAGGGAAUAAGUCAAAUUGAAACAGAACUCUCUGAAUUAAGAGGGCAUGUUAAUGCUCUGAAACAAUCAAUUGAUGAAAUUUCUAGUAGUGUAGAAGUUGUACAAAAUGAAAUUGAACAAUUACGAACUGGAUUUGUACAGUCCAGAAGAGAAACUCGGGACAUACACGACUACAUUAAGCAGAUAGGCCAUCCAGGAAACAAAGCCAGUCUUAGGUUUCUAAAUGUGCCUGAAGAGAGGCUUGAAAAAACUGAAAGCGUAGUUUACAAAAUAUUAAUAGAUAAAAUGGGGUUCUCAGAGGCACAGAGCACUAUUAAAAUUGAGUUUGCCCAAAGACUGGGGCAGCAAAGAGACUGUCCAAAUGCAAAGCCAAGACCCAUUCUUGUUUACUUUGAGUCAUCACAGCAGAGAGACUUGAUUUUAAAAAAGUCUUACAAACUUAAGGGAACUGGCAUUGGAAUUUCUACAGAUAUAUUUUCCCAUGACAUAAAAGACAAAAAAGAAAGAGGACUACCUUCCUCUCAGACAUAUGAGAGUAUGGAUAUGAAGCUUUUAACUGUGGAGACAAAAGCUAAAAUGCAUGACUGGGAGUCACCUGACAGUGAUAAAGACUUGGAAUCAGAUAUAAAUAAGAACAGUUAUGUAAAGAUAUCUAAAUCAGCACUUCAAAUAAAAACAAGCACUACAAAGGGGAGUAUUGAAUCCCCAAAUACUAAAGACCUUAAUAGAACUGCUGACAAUAACACCUUUUCAAACAGAAGAAAUUAUGGCAAUCAGUCACCAGAAUUUGACAACAUGGAAAAACAAUCCAAGACCUAUUAUUCAGACAUGACUCCUCUAUGGCACUUACAGAAUGACUUUGCAACACCAAAACUUAGCCGUUCAGAGUCAGAUUUCUCAAAAUUGUGUCAGUCUUACUCUGAGGACUUUUCAGAGAAUCAGUAUUUUAGCAGAACAAAUGGCAGUUCACUAUUGUCUUCUUCUGAUCGAGAACUUUGGCAGCGAAGGCAAGAUGAUUCUAUAAACUGGUAUGGCAGUUCCCAGGAACAGACUUUUGUCCAAGGUAUGCAACAGUAUCCAGAGCAAAAUGAAGUAGAGAACACAGAAACUGUUGACGAUUCUCAGCUUGCUUUACAUGAUGAUCUUUCCCCAUGGAAAGACUGGAAUCAGUUGGAACAAGGGGCAGAUUUGGACCUAAACUCAUCCACGCAGGAAGUUUUUGUAUAUGAUAUGAGCAGCCCUUCAGAUCAACAGACAGAUUUUGGAAAAUGCCUAAGUUCUGACCUCCAGUAUGAUACUGAAAGCUAUGAUUUUACCCUUGAUGGUACUUCUCCAUCAUGUCCAGGCCUUGAUAGCGAAUCACAAAGUCAGUGGACUGGUCAAUAUGAUGAUUAUCAGGAAACAAAUUCUAUCUCCCCAUAUCAGAAUCAAAGCAGAUUGCCUAUGAUGUACCGAAGUCAGAGUGAACUACCAAGCGAUGACUCAGAAGAAACAGCCCCUAAAUCGUGGCAUAGCCGAUUAAGCAUAGAUCUUUCUGAUAAGACUUUCAGCUUUCCUAAUUUUGGAUCUACACUUCAACGUGCUAAGUCAGCUUUAGAAGUAGUUUGGAAUAGAAGUACACAAAGUUUAAGUGGGUAUGAAGACAGUGGAUCAUCUUUCAUGGGAAGAUUUAGAACUUUAUCUCAGUCUACUGCAAAUGAGUCAAGUACAACACUUGAUUCUGAUGUUUAUAUUGAGCCUUAUUGCUACAAAGCAGAGUAUGAGGAAGACUUAAUUGAACCACCUGGUGAAAAUGAAACAGACUAUGUAGAAGUAAUGGAACAAGUCCUUGCUAAACUUGAAAAUAGAACUAAUAGUAGUGAAACUAGUGAGCAGGUCCAAGAAUAUGAACUGGGGCAGCCUUCGUAUGAAACUCCAUAUGCAAUACUACCAGAGGAGCAAUAUGACACACAGUUUGGCAGUGUGGUCAGUGAAGAGAUAUUGGAAGUUGAAAGUGACACAGCUGCUAACAUAGAAGUAAGGGAAGAUGAAAAUCAGAAUGUCCCAGAGAUGCUUACUGAAACUCCAAAGAAAAAAAGAAUACGACCAUCAUUUAAAGAAGCUGCUUUAAAAGCAUACAAGAAACAAAUGAAUGAUUUGGAAGAGAAGAUCCUUGCUGGAGAUAGCGGUUCUGUGGAUGAAAAGGCUCGGAUAGUAAGUGGAAGUUCCUUGGAUACUUCCAAGCUUUAUACAGUCCAGGCAUUUAGUGGUGCUGGCCGUGGGCUGUAUGGAAUUGAUAGCAUGCCAGACCUGCGUAGAAAGAAAUCUUUUCCCAUUGUUCGAGAUGUGGCUAUGACACUUGCAGCUCGAAAAUCUGGUAUUUCCAUGGCCAUGCUCAUCCGGACCUCCAUAAACAAUGAUGAAAUGAAAAUACAUGUCUUCAGGAAGACAUUGCAGGCUUUGAUCUAUCCAAUAUCAUCAACUACACCUCAUAACUUUGAAGUUUGGACAGCUACAACUCCCACAUACUGUUAUGAAUGUGAAGGUCUACUUUGGGGCAUAGCCAGACAAGGCAUGAGAUGCACCGAAUGUGGUGUCAAAUGCCACGAGAAGUGCCAAGACCUCCUAAAUGCUGACUGUUUGCAGAGAGCUGCUGAGAAAAGUUCCAAACAUGGUGCAGAAGAUAAAACACAGAAUAUUAUUAGUGCUAUGAAGGAAAGAAUGAAGAUCAGAGAGAAAAAUAGACCAGAGGUGUUUGAAGUGAUCCAGGAAAUGUUUAAUAUUUCCAAAGAAGAUUUUGUACAAUAUACAAAAGCAGCAAAACAAAGUGUUUUAGAUGGAACAUCCAAAUGGUCAGCAAAAAUAACCAUCACAGUUCUUUGUGCUCAGGGCUUACAGGCUAAGGACAAAACAGGUUCAAGUGACCCAUAUGUUACUGUGCAAGUUGGCAAAACAAAGCGUAGAACAAAGACUAUUUUUGGAAACUUGAAUCCAGUAUGGGAUGAAAAAUUCUAUUUUGAAUGCCAUAACUCUACAGAUAGAAUAAAAGUAAGAGUAUGGGAUGAAGAUGAUGACAUCAAAUCUAGAGUAAAACAACAUUUCAAAAAGGAAUCAGAUGACUUCCUCGGCCAAACAAUCAUUGAAGUAAGAACACUGAGUGGAGAAAUGGAUGUAUGGUAUAAUUUAGAAAAGCGAACAGAUAAAUCAGCUGUCUCUGGUGCCAUUAGAUUGAAAAUCAAUGUCGAAAUAAAAGGAGAGGAGAAAGUUGCUCCCUACCAUGUGCAGUACACCUGUCUACAUGAGAAUCUAUUCCAUUACUUGACGGAAGUUAAAUCUAAUGGUGUUGUAAAAAUCCCUGAAGUGAGAGGUGAUGAAGCCUGGAAGGUGUACUUUGAUGAUGCUGCACAAGAAAUUGUAGAUGAAUUUGCGAUGCGCUAUGGAAUUGAAUAUAUUUAUCAAGCUAUGACGCACUUUUCCUGUCUGUCUUCUAAAUAUAUGUGCCCUGGUGUUCCAGCAGUUAUGAGUACGUUGUUGGCCAAUAUAAAUGCUUUCUAUGCUCAUACUACAGCAGCAACUAAUGUAUCUGCCUCAGAUCGGUUUGCAGCUACCAACUUUGGGAGAGAAAAGUUCAUAAAACUGCUGGAUCAAUUGCACAAUUCUCUGAGGAUUGAUUUAUCUAAAUACAGGGAUAAUUUCCCUGCCAGCAAUUCUGAAAGACUCCAAGAUCUGAAAUCAACUGUGGACCUGCUUACCAGCAUUACUUUUUUUCGAAUGAAGGUCCUUGAAUUGCAGAGCCCGCCUCGAGCGAGUACUGUGGUGAAAGACUGUGUAAGAGCAUGCCUGGACUCAACUUAUAAAUACAUUUUUGACAAUUGCUAUGAUCUCUACUCCCAGUUAGUGGAUCAGGGUAAGAAGCAAGAAGUUCCUAAGGAAGAACAGGGACCAACAACAAAGAACUUGGAUUUCUGGGCACAGCUUAUUACUCUGAUGGUCACCAUCAUAGAUGAAGAUAAAACAGCAUAUACACCUGUCUUGAACCAGUUCCCUCAAGAGCUGAACAUGGGAAAAAUCAGUGCUGAAAUCAUGUGGACUCUGUUUGCCCAGGACAUGAAAUAUGCUCUGGAAGAACAUGAAAAGCAGCGGUUAUGCAAAAGCACAGAUUAUAUGAAUUUGCACUUCAAAGUGAAAUGGUUUUAUAAUGAGUAUGUGCGAGAACUGUCUGCUUUCAAGGAUGCAGUGCCUGAAUACUCUCUGUGGUUUGAACCAUUUGUCAUUCAGUGGCUGGAUGAAAAUGAGGAUGUUUCAAUGGAAUUUCUUCAUGGAGCACUAGAAAGAGACAAAAAAGACGGGUUUCAGCAAACAUCAGAUCAUGCCCUCUUCUCCUGCUCUGUAGUUGAUGUCUUCACACAGCUCAAUCAAAGCUUUGAGAUUAUUAGAAAACUGGAGUGUCCUAAUCCAGAAGCACUAUCUCAUUUAAUGAGAAGAUUUGCAAAGACUAUCAACAAAGUGCUUCUUCAGUAUGCUGUAAUUAUUUCAAAUUACUUCAGCUCAUAUUGUGAUAAAGAAAAUGUGCCCUGUAUCUUGAUGAACAACAUUCAACAAUUAAGAGUCCAGCUGGAGAAAAUGUUUGAGUCCAUGGGAGGAAAGGAGUUGGAUCCCGAAGCUAGUGUUCUUCUAAAAGAACUUCAGGUGAAACUUAGCAAUGUAUUGGAUGAACUCAGCAUAACAUAUGCUACAAGUUUCCAAUUUAUUAUUGAAGACUGUGUAAGACAAAUGAGCAAUGAACUAAAUCAAAUGAGAGGAAAUGGGAAUGCAGCGGCCAAUAAGAACAGUGCGGCCAUUGAUGCCGAGAUUGUGCUUCGGCCUCUCAUGGAUUUCCUGGACAAAACUUUAAGCGUGUCUGCGAAAAUCUGUGAGAAGACAGUUCUGAAACGGGUUUUAAAAGAGCUAUGGAAGUUAGUCUUGAACAAAAUAGAAAAACAAAUUGUCCUUCCACCACUGAUGGACCAAACCGGGCCCCAGAUGAUAUUCAGUGCAGCCAAAGAUCUUGGACAACUGUCAAAACUCAAGGACCAUGUAAUUCGAGAGGAAGCCAGAAGCCUGACCCUGAGGCAGUGUGCAAUAAUGGAAGUAGCACUAGCUACUAUAAAGCAAUACUUCCAUGCUGGAGGAAGUGGGCUGAAAAAGAAUUUUCUGGAAAAGAGCCCAGACCUACACUCCCUCAGAUACGCUCUGAGCCUUUACACACAAACUACUGACGCCUUGAUAAAGAAGUUUAUAGAAACUCAGACGUCUCAAAGUCAAACCACUAAUAAUUCGGUGGGUGAGAUAUCUAUACAGGUGGAUGUCUCCACACAUCCUGGAACUGGGGAGCAUAAAGUCACUGUAAAAGUUGUAGCGGUUAAUAAUCUAAACUGGCAAACAACAGCUAUGUUCCGGCCAUUUGUGGAAGUUUGCCUAUUAGGUCCUAACCUAAGUGACAAGAAAAGAAAACAUGGAACCAAGACAAAGAGCAACACCUGGUCACCAAAAUACAAUGAAACUUUCCAAUUCAUUUUGUGUAACGAAGAUAAGCCAGGAGCCUACGAACUUCACCUCUCAGUGAAAGAUUACUGCUUCGCUAGGGAAGAUCGCAUCAUAGGAAUGACAGUUAUUCAGCUGCAAAACAUAGCAGAGAAAGGUAGCUGUGCAUCUUGGUACCCCUUGUUGAGAAACAUCUCUGUAGAUGAAACUGGGUUAACAAUUCUUAGAAUACUUUCUCAGAGGACCAAUGAUGAAGUUGCUAAAGAAUUUGUAAGACUUAAAUCAGAAACAAGGUCUGCUGAAGAAAUGGCCUAAAAUACCCAAGUAAUGCAAGAUUGUCACCGCCACGAACAUAGAUACAAUGCUGUUGUCCGAAUAGUGCAUGCAUGUGCAAAUCUGUGGGAAUGUUUAACUAACUAUGUUUUCAGUGUUUGCCAGUACUUAUGUACUAUAUUUGCAAGGUAUGUCAAGGAGCUGUAUAUCUUUUAUACAUAUUUUGGUCUUUGGUAAAGUAAUUGUUCCAAUGAAGUGCCAAAUCUAAGAUUAAGAGUAAACGUUUCAUCACAUCUUUUUAAAUGUUGAUUUCACCUCAUCGCAGUUCCUUUAUUUUUUAACAUUUAUUAAUAAAUAAUUAGCUUUUUUAAUUGAUAGGUUGUCUCUGUUAAACUACUGUGUUGCUUAUUCUAAAUUAAGUUACCUCCC
Molecule: messenger RNA, 7095 nt
Organism: Nipponia nippon (crested ibis)
Lineage: Eukaryota; Metazoa; Chordata; Aves; Pelecaniformes; Threskiornithidae
Source: RefSeq, a predicted model, not a curated record